UCUUUGCUUUGUGUUGUGCAUUGGUUGACCUAGUUAUUCUUAUUUUUUUAAAUGUUUAAUCAUGUCAUUUAAGUUGUCUUCCUUUAAGUAAAAGAGGGAGAAAUUAAUACUAUCCGGUUUGUUGCUGUUUACCGUAGGGAGAACACGAUAAAAUUUACUGUUUUUUUACAUGUGGACACAAUAGAUAUAAUAAGUUCUAUACAAAAACACUACUUUUAGAUAUACUGCAUGUAUUUGAAUCUUUUUAGCAAAUGUCAAACUCUGACUCAUGUGUCAAACAUUAAUAUAUGUUGUGAGUUAGUAAUUCAAAUAGGUAACAACAAAAUGGGUGUAAUAUGGUAAAAUGCAUCAAAAUUCCAAUAAACUAGGUUUUCAACAUGACAACUUAAAAUUAAAGAAUAGUUGUGAAAGAAAAUCCCACAAGUCGUUGCAUUCUCUCAACAACAUAAAAAAUAUGUAUUUUUUUUUAAUUUGAAACAGCAGAUUUCUAGUUAUGAAGUUGUGAUUCUUACCCAAUGAUAUACAAAUAUUAAAGGAAAAAAAAUGUAUACAUUAAAUAAGCAAAGACUUAGUGGGCUAACCAUGUUAAUUACUAUAUGUAUUUAUUAAGUGCUUGUAGUGUUUAAGUGCUUUUCUGUAAAUAAACUAUAAAAUAUUUGGGUUUUGAUUCUGCUGAUAUUUUUAGCUAGCCCAAAAACAUAUUUUCCCAUUUUGACUUUUUCUUAUUUAUUUCAAAAUUAUUUUACAUGGUGGGCACACCUACACAUGACAUAAAAUACAUGUUUAUUUUACUUUUGAUACUCUUCAGCAAUAUUCAACAAUAUUGAACUAUAUUUGAAAAUAUUUGCACAAGCACUAGAAACUAUUAUGACAUGCAAACCACUCUCAACUGUUUGAUCAUUACGUUUAACAGCAGUGAUGAUAGCAUAGAUAUGAUAAAUGCAUUAUUAGUUGUAAGAUUGGCAUUUGAGAUUUGUUUAUUCUCCUUCUUGUAAAUUGUGUCUUCAGGGACUUUUGAGAGUUUUCGACAUAAUUUUUCUUCCCAGUGGCGUGCCGGCGGAGACAUGUCGCUGUUCCGAGCACGAGAGCUGUGGGCGACGCAGUGUGGCGCGGGUGACGAGUGUUUCGACCAGGGCUCGCUGGCCGUGUGCGACCGGGGCGAUGCUGCAGGGGCGGUGGUGGUGGUGGGCAGCCACGGGGGCUGCGUGCGUGCGUACGAGCCGUGUGCGGCCGGAGGCCGGGAGGGAGGCUACAGGCCUGCGGACAUGCUGCUGGAGCGACAGCUGCCCGCCCCCGUGCUGCAGGUGGCCGCCGGCCGAUUGGUCUCGGGGUCGCACCAGCAGCAGUUGUGUGUGCUUCACCCGCGCAGCGUCGCGGUCUACAGCCUGGUCACCACCGCCGGCGAGGCGGAGCACGGUGACCAGAGCCACCUGGCGCUGGCGUACGAGCACCAGCUCCCCCGCUCGGCCACAUGCAUGGUCCUGGGCCCCUUCGGCGGAGCGAAGGGCAGGGACUUCAUCUGUGUGCAGUCGCUGGACGGAACACUGAGCGUGUUUGAGCAGGAGGUGCCAGCAUUCCAUCGUUGCCUUCCCGGGUUCCUGCUGCCUGGCCCGCUAGCGUUCGCGCCCCUCACCGAUUCCUUCAUUACCGUGUCGUCUGACUGGCACGUCAAGAGCUACAGGUACCAGGUGCUGGCGGAGGCCGGCGGGGCGGCGGACCAGACGAUGACCAGCACGGGCAGGAAGGUGUUCCCCGACUGGACCCACAACCUGGGGGAGGGCGCUGUCUCCGUGGAGGCCGUGUCGUGGUCUGCCGCAGACUGCCAGAUACUGGUGCUGGGCCAGCGCAGCCUCCUGCUGUGCCUCACGGCCGGCGGCACGCUCGUGUUCGCCAAGCGGCUCGAGUACCGGCCGCGGUGCUUCCACCCCUACUUUGUGGAGCCCGCCGGCCGGCUGAUGGUGUUGGUGGUGUCGGACACAGGCGUGCUGCUGGUGUACGAGCGAGCCCGGCUGCGCUGGUGCGCUCUGCUGGAGCAGCUGCCGGCGACCGUGUGUCGCGCCGACCUGCGCGCCUGCUCGAUUAGGGGGGCACUGGUGAUGCUGUCGGAUGCGGGCCAGCUGCAGUGCUGCUACCUGGGGACGCAGCCGUCACUCUUCACACCCCCACCCCCUGACACCGCUCCCAUAGCGUACCAGCAGGCCGAGCAGCAGCUCAGAGACCUCAACCGGACUAUCAGGGAGCACGCAAAGACCGACACGGCGUCACUGGCAGACGCGGCGGCAGAGCGGGAGCUGAGCAUCGCGCUGACGUCACGGCUGCAGGAGCGCGAGCCGCCGUGCUGCGCCGUGCGUGUGGAGCUGACGCCACUCGUGCCGCUGAGCUGCGUGCAGGUGUCUGUGGUGGUGCGUCCCCCGCUAGCCGCAGGGCCCGUCUCUCACUCCAUCAGCAGCCUGUAUCUCCCCAACCACAGACAAAUGGAACGGAUCCCAUCAGCUUUGGCGGCCUCUUUCUUCGAGGAAGAGGUGGAGGAGGGGACCAGUAUACCAGCCGACAUUGCGGCGGCCUUCUUCGCAGAAGACCUGCUGGAAGGGCCGUCAUCUCCCCCUCCUCCUCCUCCAACACCGCCGGCCAAGACUUCGCCGCUGCUGUUGGUGGCGGGCCCCUCUGGGACAUGUCCCUGGGGUCGUCCGCUAACAGCCGACGAAAAAAGAGGGGUCCGGCUACCUGCUACGAAGCAGCAGGUGCCAGCUCUGCCUAGCGGCAAAGUCGUGGCCAAACUGAUGGCUAUGGACGCCCAGCGGGGCGAGAAGACAGCCAUGGUGACUGAGGUGCGUCAACAGGACAUUGACUGUGACGUGUUCUCACUGGAGGUGCGAACGGUGGUGUCGUACGUGGCAGGGUCCGGGGGCACCCCUCGAGUGCUUCAGAAGACUGCGUGGUUGCCCCUCGGGUUGGUGAUGACCGUCUGCCCCCCCACCAAGGAGGCAGAUUUCAAGAUCACGCUCAACAUCAACCAGCCAUCUGUGCCUCUCUCGCAGCUGUUUCCAGAGCUGGUGACGGACGGAAGUCUGGCAGGCGCGGGCACCGCGGCGGGGUUCCGCCCGCACGGCCGGCCAGGUGCGGUGGUGUCGGUGCUUGCCGCGAGAAGCUCCCAGCGCUACCGCCUGCAGACGGACGCUCUACCUGUGGCGUGCGUGCUUACCACCGAGCUGGAGCGUCGCCUCGCCGCGCAUUUCCGCACGGUGGCAGGCUUUGCCUGUUCCUACGCCUCCCCACUGCCUGUGCACCAGCUGUUGGCCGCCGUGGACGAGCACCACGCCUGCCGUGUUGCCGUGCGGGACCUGCAGGCAGGGCUGGAACGCGCAGCGGCCCAGUACCGCACCGUACAACGCCGCUUGCUCGCCAAGCUGAAGGAGCGCAGCCCCGCGCCGCUGGCGGGUCUAGACGUUCUGCUGGGCGAGACCCACCGCCUCCUGAUGAAUGACGCACGGCGGCUGCAGGAGGCAUGCGCGGCGCUCCACCGGGCCAGCUGUGCACUGGCGAGCCUCGUUUCCCUCGUGCUGUUGCUGCUGCGCCUCACGGACGAGGCAUGUGCACGAGACCUGGGUGCUGCGCUUGCCUACUGUCCACAGCUGCGCGACCACCAGGACUGGGAAGAAGUGACGGAUGCAGCCAUGACAUACCUACUCAGGACGUCCCUGGCCAGGUCGGGCAAGGACUGCGAGCCAACGGCGGCCAUCACGCUGGUCCCCACAAGCGAUGCAUCCCGCCUCAAGAAGCACAUCGGCUCCGCCAUCGACCGCCUCUUCAAGAGCGUGAAUGUGUUUCACGGAGAGGAGGGGCUGCCACGGGCCGUCUCGCCCAUCCCAGAGGGGGAGGAGACUCCCAGGAGGAGGGGUGACGAGGAAGGGGACGAGGCAAUGGUCCCCGUGAGCUGCCGGUUCGCAGAGCGUAAGCUGAUGGCCCCACCUCGAGGCCGAUCCGCACUGCUCAGUGCCCUGAAGGCCAGGACGGAAGCUGUGCACGCUGCGCCAAUCACGUCCGACUCUACGGGCGCCGAGGCUGAUGAAGAGAGCGGCAGUGUUGCUGCAGUGUCAAUGAGCAACAUUCCUGUAAUCGAAUCAGCGCCCUCGCACGACGAUGAUUAUGAUGAUGUUGAUCUGUGGUAGCUGACCUUAUACUCACCGGACAGACUUCGUGCUUGUUUAUACACAUUGUAACUUAUUUUGACCUCUAUUUUACAAAGGAUGUACACCUUUCAUUGUAUAAUUUUAAAAUAAAAUAAAAUGAUCAUUCCACAAACAAAA
This is a messenger RNA of Bacillus rossius redtenbacheri, 4307 nucleotides long. It is a transcript of the gene BBS9, whose product is annotated as protein PTHB1. Gene Ontology annotation, biological process: cilium assembly. The coding region runs from base 1065 to 4169 and encodes 1034 amino acids. The record is from RefSeq and is a predicted model, not a curated record. Gene Ontology annotation, cellular component: BBSome; membrane. The transcript is spliced from 13 exons. Lineage: Eukaryota; Metazoa; Arthropoda; Insecta; Phasmatodea; Bacillidae.